This is a messenger RNA of Trichoderma breve, 2280 nucleotides long. RefSeq lists its product as uncharacterized. The transcript is spliced from 2 exons. Gene Ontology annotation, cellular component: mitochondrial degradosome. The coding region runs from base 1 to 2280 and encodes 759 amino acids. Lineage: Eukaryota; Fungi; Ascomycota; Sordariomycetes; Hypocreales; Hypocreaceae. Gene Ontology annotation, biological process: RNA catabolic process; mitochondrial RNA 3'-end processing. Gene Ontology annotation, molecular function: ATP binding; hydrolase activity, acting on acid anhydrides; RNA helicase activity. The record is from RefSeq and is a predicted model, not a curated record.
AUGAGAGCUCUGGCCCAGAACGGCUCUUUCAGAGGCCAGCUUAGAGCGGCAUGUCUGCGCCAACUCUCAACCACAUCCCACUUAUCAAGGCUUCAGCCGCCAAAGGCCAGUAAGCCAAAGACAUUCAAGCCCAGGCUGAUAUCCCUGAAAGAAGCUUUGAGCACCGGUUCAAAACGUGAGGUAAAGCCUGUGCCUCAUUCUCGAGUUGAUUCGGUCAGCCAGGGCCAUGAUCCCAACACCAGACUGAGGCUCGACUUUGGCAAAUAUACUGGCCGCCACAAAGUCUUCCGCUCUACCGUCCUCCAUCGCUUCCAGGUUGUACUCAACUCCUUAGGGGCGGCACAACUUGGCGUCACUGAGGAUGAACUAAGUCGACAUGCGGCGCUCUUCAUGGACGCUAUCGAUCAUGCCUUUAUGUUGGCAGAAAAGAACAUAACCCGUCGUGACAAGAAUCCAAUGUUUUGGAACCUGCGUGACGCCUUUAUCAGCAAGGAUCUCAAGGGCCUGAGUAAGGAAGUCCAGUACUCGUUCCAGUCAUUCAUCGUUGGCCAGCGGUUUUCCAAGGACAUCCAAGACAGCCACCGACGCUUGCUAGACUUUCGAUUCCCGCACGAGUGGUUUCCUGCGACUCGAGCAAUGCAGCGUACGAUCCACGUUCACGUUGGGCCUACGAAUUCCGGCAAAACCUACCGUGCACUCAAGGCCCUUGAGAACUCCAAGUGCGGAGUCUACGCAGGCCCUCUUCGAUUACUUGCUACCGAAGUGUACCAGCGCUUUAAAGCAAAGAACAUCCCGUGUGCUCUCAUUACGGGUGAGGAAGUGCGGAUUCCCGAAGACUCGGAUCAGUACUUUUCAAGUUGCACAGUGGAAAUGAUUCCCCUCAACACCCGGUUCGACGUCGCCGUCAUUGACGAGAUCCAGAUGAUUGCUGAUGCCGAUCGUGGAAACGCUUGGACGUCUGCCGUGCUUGGUGUACAGGCUAAAGAGGUCCACGUGUGUGGCGAAGAGCGAGCUGUCAAGGUCAUCCAGGCCAUGUGCGCCAGCAUUGGAGACAAAUGUGUCGUUCACCGAUAUGAACGCCUGAGUCCUCUCAGAACCAUGGACAAGGCCCUCAAUGGGGACUACAAUAGUCUACAGAAAGGAGAUGCCAUUGUUGCAUUUAGCCGCCUCAAUCUUCACUCCCUGAAGCAGGGCAUCGAGCAGAAAACCGGAAGACGCUGCGCAAUCAUCUACGGAUCCUUACCACCAGAAGUUCGCGCCCAGCAGGCUGCCCUAUUCAACGACCCAGAUAACGACUACGACUUUGUCGUUGCCAGUGAUGCGAUUGGUAUGGGCUUGAAUCUGGAGAUUCGACGUGUGAUUAUGGAGUCUGUUACAAAGUAUGACGGCAGCCAAAACCGACUCUUGACAUUUCCCGAAAUCAAGCAGAUUGGUGGUAGAGCGGGACGAUACAGAUCAGCACAGAAUCCCGACGGCUCAGUGGAUGAGACAGAAAAGGUCGGUCUUGUCACCACCAUGGACCGGGCCGAUUUGAAAAGCGUGCAACGAGCCUUUCAGAAAAGUGUAGACGAUAUUGAGGCAGCCUGUAUCCAACCUCCUGCGGGCAUCGUGGAGCGAUUUGCUUCCUACUUUCCACCAGACACCCCACUAUCUUUUAUCUUAAAGAGAAUCCAGGAGACGGCAACGGUCAGCUCCUUGUACAGGAUUGGGCUGGGAUCAGAUAUCUUGGAAAUUGCAGACAUUAUCCAGGAUAUCCCGCUCACGAUCCACGACAGGCUCACGUUUUGCUACCUGCCUGUUGCUCUUCGUGCAGACAGGGCUAUCGACGUGCUUCGUGCUCUUGCGCAAGUCGUCGCCACAAACUCAAAGGGGGAUCUCCUCGACAUUGAAGAGAUACCAUUGGAGUAUCUGGACUUGAAGAUGGAGGACUUUCAGGUAAAGGAAAAGUACCUCGCCAAGUUAGAGUCACUACACGUUGCCGUGAACCAGUACGUGUGGCUCUCGUACCGCUACUCAGGCGUGUUCCGCAGCCAGGCCCUGGCCUUUCACGUGCGAUCGCUAGUGGAGGAGAAGCUCAUGAAGACUCUGGACCGUCUUGACUUUAGCGACGAGCAUCUGGAGCGUAAACGAAAGACUAAGCGUUUGCUGGCAAAGUCUCGCGAUGCCAACAGGACGGCGAUUGGCGAGGGGGAUGCAGACGAAGUGGAGCAGUUUUCGGAUGACGACUAUGUUCUUGAUGAGGUGGCUGAGAGGGGAAAGCAACAAGUGCGGGCUGCGUGA